Messenger RNA from Drechmeria coniospora, 2163 nucleotides. Its product is annotated as putative transporter C5D6.04. The record is from RefSeq and is a predicted model, not a curated record. Bases 1 to 2163 code for a protein of 720 amino acids. The transcript has 5 exons. Gene Ontology annotation, cellular component: endoplasmic reticulum; membrane. Gene Ontology annotation, biological process: transmembrane transport. NCBI's taxonomy places the organism in Eukaryota, Fungi, Ascomycota, Sordariomycetes, Hypocreales, Ophiocordycipitaceae.
AUGCUCGUGCGCCGACGCUUCACCACGAGUCGCGUACAGGAGCGGCGCACAAUGCUUGUUCGCCUCGCCGGCGUCGUUGUGCCACUACCGCACAAGCACGUCAUUUCCCUCCCAAUUCGCCUCUCUCUCCUCCAUAUACUAUUCUUCGCCGACGCACCCCCCCCCCCCAUCGUCGUCACCGUCACCCUCACCCGCUGGCCGUCGCCUCAUCCGCUCGCCGACAGCAGUGCGGCAGGCUCCCUAUACUCACUCGGCCGUCUUGUGCUCGCGUCGCUCUCGUCCAACGGCAUAAGAGGACGCAGCCUCCUGCCCACUCACCGACGACCGCCGUCACCGCGCCCGUCAAAUCGAAUCCUUCUCGAACCCUUCCCGAAAACACCACCCAAGUCGGCAUCGCUUGUUGCUUGGUCUUAUAUGGCUUCGGCAGGCGGCUUCCCCCGUCCGGCAUCGUUCCGUCUGACGAGGAUCGCACGAGAUGCCUACGAAUAUCCCAUGGCCGUCCUCCAGGCCCCGCCCGACGCCAGUUCCUCCCUGCCUCACCUGUGCCUUCUCGUCUUCGAGGCCGUCCUCGAGGUCGUCUGCGUGAGCUUGCCUGGCUACAUCAUCGCCCGCCUCGGCCACUUCGAUGCCGAAAAGCAACGGUUCCUCGCCAACCUCAACGUCAUGCUCUUCACGCCAUGCCUCAUCUUCACCAAGCUGGCGUCGCAGCUGAAUGCCGAGACGCUUUCCGACCUCGCCAUCAUUCCCGCCAUCUUUGUCGUCCAGACGCUAGUGUCCUGGCUCGUCUCCGUCUUGAUCGCCAAGGUGUUUCGUUUCAACAAGCGGGCCUCCAACUUCGUCACGGCCAUGGGCGUCUUCGGCAACUCCAACUCCCUACCCAUCUCUCUCGUGCUUUCCUUGUCUCAGACCAUCAAGGGACUCCACUGGGACAGGAUCCCCGGCGACAAUGACGACGAGGUUGGCGCCCGCGGCAUCCUGUACCUGCUCAUCUUCCAGCAGCUCGGUCAGCUAGUCCGCUGGAGUUGGGGCUACCACGUGCUGCUCGCCUCCAAGGACAAGUACCUCGAUUACAUCGAUGACAUUGCCGAGGAGGGCCAGUGGGCCGUGCGCGAGGACCACGACGAACGGGAGGCGCAGGGGCUCAUCCAAGGCAUCGACGGCGACACGGACGAGGAGAUGGAUGAGGACGAGGAUGAGGACCACAGCGUCGACUCGCGCAGGUACAUUCCCGCAGGCCGCACCCCUGUUGCCGGGACCUCGACGGCGUCCGUGGCCGACUCGAGCGAUGACGAGUUCGGCACGAGAAAGGCGCUGUGCAAGAAGACGUCGCACUCUCACAACGGAAAUCAUCAUCACCCUGUUGGCAACGGCGGCGACCCCAACGGCCCGACCCCGGCUUCCCGUGGCGACGAGAAUGGCGACGCUCUGCUUGAUGGGGCCGAUGGUGGAGUUUGGCGUCGGACAAAGGCUUUCCUUUCCAAGCCGACGAGCGCCCUAAAGGGGCGGGCUUGUUGUUCCCUCUCGCGCCUGUGCAAACGGCUGCCACGCCCUCUCCAGGUCUGCGUCUCCUUCCUGGCCAAGGCGAUUUCGAAGACGGCCCACUUCCUCUAUGAGUUCAUGAACCCUCCCCUGUGGGCCAUGUUGAUUGCCGUCCUUGUCGCCUCGAUUCCCUCGUUGCAGGAACUCUUCUUUGAAGAGGGAUCCUUUGUCAACAACAGUGUGACGAAUGCGGUCAAGUCGAGCGGCGGCGUUGCCGUCCCUCUGAUCCUCGUCGUCCUCGGCGCCAACCUGGCGCGGAACACGAUGGCCCACGACGACGCUCACGACCCGGAGGAGGAGAGGAUAGGAACGAAGCUCCUCGUGGCGUCACUGCUGAGCCGCAUGGUCCUGCCUACAAUCAUCAUGGCACCCAUCUUGGCCGUCAUGGCAAAGUAUCUGCCCAUCAGCAUCCUCGAUGACCCCAUCUUCAUCAUCGUCUGCUUUCUCCUCACCGGUGCACCCAGCGCGCUCCAGCUGGCGCAGAUUUGCCAGAUCAACAACGUGUACGAAAAGACAAUGGGCCGCAUCCUGUUCCAGAGCUACGUCAUUUGGAUCCUGCCGUCCACCUUGGUUCUCGUCAUGAUGGCCCUUGCCGUCGUUCAUUGGGCGGCGGCGUCGCUGUAA